Molecule: messenger RNA, 861 nt
Organism: Paramecium sonneborni
Lineage: Eukaryota; Ciliophora; Oligohymenophorea; Peniculida; Parameciidae
Source: the annotation of a GenBank genome assembly
AUGUAUAAAAUAUAAAUAGUUGACCCUGCUAAUAAAACUUAUAAAGCAUUUUUGCCUUCAGAUUAAAGCAAAAGCAUAAAAUUUAAAUUCUUUACAGAUUACUAGUUAGAGAAGAAUCUUAAAAUAUUUGAUUUUUAAGAAAAGAUCAUUUUACACAAACGCCUAUAAACAUUUAUAAUUACAAGGAUAAAUAAUUAUACUAAUGAAAUAGAAAUCCAUAUUGCAAAUGCAUCCUUAAUAAAAAAUAAAUUACAAGAAUAGAUUGUUGAUUCAUAAAAUAUAAUAGAGGUUAAAAGCACAUUGAAAGAAUGCAUAGAACUAAUAAACCUAAAUAAAAUAAUUUCAAUUAAUAUCAAAGAUGAAUAUUUUAUUAUGGUACUAAGAGAUAGAUUAUUAAAAUAUAAUUUGGGAUCCCUUGUAACUAAUACUAGAGAAAAGGCUCAUCCAGUAGAAGUAAUAUUUUACACACCAAUCCUCGUUUCUUAAAAACCCUACAUUUUAGAAUUUUGUCAUGAUAUAGUGUAUUUGUUUCAAAAAAAUGCAUUUCACAAGGGUAAGACAAAUUAGAUAAUAAUAAACUACAAAACAAUUAAUUUAAAAAAUCGAGACUCUAUUUAAAACCAUAAAAUAACAUUUAAAAGUCCUUAAGUUGCUUAAAGCAAUGAAACAAUGUUAUCAAGUGUUGAGAAAGUUAAGAUUGAUAAAGAUUUUCAAAUUCGCUUAAAAAUUAACACAGAAUUUAAAUAAAACAUCUUUACUCAAAAAAUAUUUGCAGACCCUGGAGAAUUAACUGUCAUAAAGUAUUGUAAAACCGAAGGAUAAAAACCUGAAUUUGGAUAUAUUCAAACAUUUUCUGAUUGA